UUUCCCCUCCCCCGCUUGUCAACCACACUCUUGUCUGUCGCCAGCCCUGUUCGUUGUUGUCGUCGCCGUCGUCGUUGUCGUCGUCGCCGCCGCCUACGCGACAUCGCCUUCGUUCGCCACUCGUCCCCGUAUACACAUACAUACAAUAGAGUCCGACUAGAUUAAAUUCCCUCACCAUCGGCUUACCCUGCAGCUUGCUGUCUCUCGCCGGCACCUGAUCGGCCCACUCACCUGUACCGAGGCGACGAGAUCGCUUUCUUUUUCGCUCCUUCGACGCACAUCUCGACGAAUUCAGGCCGCCGUCAACCGCAGCCACUCGCACACUGCGAUUACCCCGACAUCAUACGUAUACCUCUCCACCUGGCCUCGGAUUUCGCACUCAGUCCCCUCUUUGAAGCUCGUCAGCAGCUAUGGGUAAAUCUCAGUCCAAGCUCUCCCAGGAGCAGCUAGCUGAAUUGCAGAAGUCGACCCAUUUCGACAAGAAGGAACUCCAACAAUGGUACAAGGGCUUCCUCAAGGACUGUCCCUCGGGCAUGCUCACGAAAGAAGAGUUUCAGAAGAUAUAUAGGCAAUUCUUCCCCUUUGGAGACCCGAGUUCGUUUGCAGAUUACGUCUUCAACGUCUUCGAUAGCGACAAGUCUGGUAGUAUCGACUUCAAGGAGUUCAUUUGCGCCCUGAGUGUUACGAGCCGAGGCAAGAUGGAGGACAAGCUCGACUGGGCCUUCCAGUUAUAUGACAUUGAUGGCGAUGGAAAGAUCAGUUACGAUGAAAUGCUCAAGAUCGUCGAGGCAAUCUACAAAAUGGUUGGUUCCAUGGUUAAACUUCCUGAAGACGAAGACACCCCCGAGAAGCGCGUACGCAAAAUUUUCCGCAUGAUGGACAAGGACGAGAACGGCAGCCUGGAUAUGGAGGAGUUUAAGGAGGGAAGCAAACGCGACGAGACCAUUGUCUCGGCGCUUUCCCUCUACGAUGGCCUAGUGUAAAUGAAAGAAGAGAAGAAGCGGUAAAGGGGGGCAGAAUGCUCCCAAAUCGUUCAACCCUUCCUCUUAAGGGUUGUUUUCAUGGUUCUCUGUUAUUGGGAUGGCGAGCUGUGCAGUGACCAAGGUGCGACUUUUUUUUUAUUAUUAUUAUUAUUACCAGGGCUAGCAGGAAUGGGAUGACAUGAUUUACUGCCAUGAG
This is a messenger RNA of Colletotrichum navitas, 1179 nucleotides long. RefSeq lists its product as uncharacterized. The coding region runs from base 411 to 983 and encodes 190 amino acids. The record is from RefSeq and is a predicted model, not a curated record. Gene Ontology annotation, cellular component: membrane; cytosol; intracellular membrane-bounded organelle. Lineage: Eukaryota; Fungi; Ascomycota; Sordariomycetes; Glomerellales; Glomerellaceae. The transcript has 4 exons. Gene Ontology annotation, molecular function: calcium ion binding.